AGUCGUCGAUCGUAGUUGUUGCGCGUUGUGUGUGCCAACUUCGAGACCUCAUUUCAUCGCUCCCAUUAACGAGUAAUAUUAGACCACUUUUCUCUUCAAUAUAAUGUUUUUCUUUACAAAUUAUCGAAGAGAAAUUAAUUUCAAAAUCUGUGCAGACGUGUAUCCGUACAUUUCGAAGCUCAAAUAAAACCGCGAUACGCUAGUGAUCAAACUUAAUCAUAAUCUUCGCAAAAUAAGAUUUUAAUAACGUCGUGCCGUCAAUCGUUUUAAAAAAAUAUAAAAGAUCCGCAGAAUAAAAUGUUUGCAAGUAAAUUUUGCAAACUAAAGGUUUCGCAUGGCCAGUCUGCCUGAUACCAACCAGAUAAGAUAAAAAGUCAAACGUGACAUUUGCAAGCACUGUGGGACUCAUUAUCGGCCACUCGUCCAUCGGCAAGUGAAAUUCCUCGGUUGGAAGUAGGUCGCAAACAGACGUUAAUAUGAAACAAGAACGAAGCCCGUGAGACAUUCUUUCGAAAGUUUUCAAUACGUAGAUUCGAUGAGCUCAAAGUUCAAGGCAAUUAUUACUAAUUCUAAUAAACCUAAAGCAAUCAUUAUUAAAGUCCAUGUACAUGCAAUGUGCAUAAAGUACGAUCAGAAUCGCAAGUAGUUAUGUCCUUGAAUGUAUUAUUUACAUAUUAUACAAGAAGCGAGGUAAAGACAAUAUAUUAUUACGAGUGUUACCGAGAAUUAUGUUACGAUUGAUUAAUCAGACUCCCUAUUCGUCUGGCCGCACGUACGAAUCACGAGUUCAUCCACCGCAAAAGAUGGUCCUUAAAUGUCAAGAACGAUUAUUAUUGCGAAAAGAAGAAAGCGCAUAAUUUACCAUGCAUUCGAAAGUGACACGCGGCGGGAGGAUAUGAGAUCGCAGCAGCUGAUCGUUAUUUGGAAUCAAUACGUUCGAAGCUAAUCGCGACAUUCAGGCGACGACAUACGAACUGUUUGAAAGAAGUUGCUAAUGUUGGUUUAUGUAAGGACAUUUAUUAGAAACAAUAAUGCAAAAGCGCUCGGCUGCAACUUGCAGCACGCGGUUGUGCGGAAGUAAAAUCGGACAAUCUCAAUUGGCGACUCAAGAAGUAGGACGCGCGUGGCAAAAUUAAAGGAGAUGUUUCUCGGAUGAUGGAAAUGGUGAAGGAAAAACCGCGUAGACGAAGCGUGAGCGAGCUGCUCCAUUGGAGAUGCUUAGCUGAGUGCAAGGGCACCAGCGCCGGAGACGAAAACGAUAACGCAGGACUCUUGCUGGAAGAUUAUGACAGAGAACCAGAAACACGCAGACGGAGACGAUCCGGUACUUGGCCGAGAACGAGGAGUCUAAACGCGCCCAGUCCCGUUCAACACUUCGGGCGAUGUGGGCGUAUCAUGAAAAAUCCUGCGAUGGUUAUGACCAUUCAGGACCCGGCCUCUCAGAGAUUGACGUGGUACAAGCCACCGCUCUCUGUUUUGGUCAUUAAAAAGGUCCGCGAUUCAUCAGUCCUGCCACCGUUUGUUGAGUUGGUCACAUGGUUAAUAGAGGAAAAACGGAUGGUGGUCUUUGUAGAAGCUUCUGUUCUGGAGGACCCAGCUUUGGCCAGAGAUCCAAAGUUUCGAAGUGUUCGAGAUAGAUUACAAACUUUUAGGGAUGGCACAGAUGACUUGCAGGAUAAAAUUGAUUUUAUUGUUUGCUUGGGAGGCGACGGCACACUUCUUUAUGCCAGUCUAUUAUUCCAACAGUCAGUGCCACCUGUAAUGGCAUUCCACCUUGGUUCCUUAGGAUUUCUCACACCCUUCGAAUUUGACAAUUUUCAGGAGCAAGUGACCAAUGUUCUCGAAGGUAAUGCGGCUUUAACUUUAAGGAGUCGUCUGAGAUGCGUCAUUGUACGCAAGAAUGAAGACAGUCAACCGGCUGAACCACCGACGAAUCUCUUGGUAUUGAAUGAGGUUGUAGUGGAUCGAGGGCCCUCGCCUUACCUUUCGAAUAUCGACCUAUUCAUUGAUGGCAAACACGUGACGAGCGUCCAAGGUGAUGGCUUGAUCGUGAGCACACCGACCGGGUCGACCGCUUAUGCAGUUGCCGCUGGAGCCAGUAUGAUUCAUCCUUCAGUUCCUGCAAUCAUGAUCACACCGAUCUGCCCUCACUCUUUGUCCUUCAGGCCGAUCGUCGUACCUGCCGGGGUCGAACUCAAGAUAAUGGGGAACAGCAAUGCCCGCAGUACAGCUUACGUCUCCUUCGAUGGUCGCAAUCAGCAAGAGCUGCGUGUCGGGGACAGUCUCAAGGUAACUACUUCUGUGUACCCGGUGCCUAGCAUUUGCGCAGCCGAUCAAAUCACCGACUGGUUCGAUUCCUUAGCCGAAUGCCUUCACUGGAACGUCAGAAAACGCCAGAAGCACUUGGACGAGUUAAGUGACCUCACGCAUUCAUCCAGCAACGAUACUUUAGAUUCCUUCGAUCGAGAUAGUUAGGUCAAGGGGGAUACUCAUAUAUAGACUGUAUCAUAAUUGACAAUAUUUGGCCAAAUAUAACUCGGCUGAGAAACUGAGUAAUUAAAAUCGAUUAUUCGAUUUUUCUAAAUAAUCUCGCCUUUAUCGAUUAAAACUUUUUUAACAAAAUCUUGUUAAACGCAGUGGAAGAAAACCGGUAAAAAACUGAUUGGUUGUCAGUAAAGUUGUGUCCCAUGAGAUCGUUCUCUCUAGGAAACAUCUGUGUAUAAAGUCUACGAUUGAAGAUGGAUAUUAUAUAAUUUAGAUCACAAAAAUGAUUCGAUCAUGAUAGUGUAAAAAAUCUCAAUUCCUAAUAAUAAAGUGCAUUUGUCUUCGAAGAGAAUAUGUGUCAUGCGAAAUAUUGUUUAAAUAUUGUCAUGAUGAAGAAAUGAUAUACUAUUAAUAAUCCGAGAAUGCGCGCAUAUACAACAUAUUUAUUAAUAAUUGCGUCUUGGUCUGUAAAAUGACCCAUAGAUUUUAUUGAAUACGUGAGAAUUUUUUACUUGUACAGAUAUUUUUAUUUUCUAGUUUUCUUUAAUAUGGUAUAAAUGUGAGACCAUACUCUUGCUUUUUUACUGAUUAUAAUCGUAAUCGAUUUAAUGUAAAUCGAUUUGUAAAUGUUGAAUUUUCCUAUAAAACUUUUUAAUAAAAAAUAUGUUUUAUACAAUA
Molecule: messenger RNA, 3162 nt
Organism: Temnothorax curvispinosus
Lineage: Eukaryota; Metazoa; Arthropoda; Insecta; Hymenoptera; Formicidae
Product: NAD kinase-like
Exons: 9
Coding region: 1153-2475 (440 amino acids)
Biological process (GO): NADP+ biosynthetic process; NAD+ metabolic process
Molecular function (GO): NAD+ kinase activity
Source: RefSeq, a predicted model, not a curated record